AUAAGCGCGGGGUGCGCCUUUCGCACUGUUGAAAAAAACUGGCCACCAGCGGAGGAAGACGAGUUUUGGCGAUGCUGUUUGUGCCAGGGGGUUCUUUUUUGGAGUACCACCACUAGUACACUUCACACGGUAUUUCCAGCCGCCUCCACUUCCAUUCAAUCCCAGCGCGGACGUGUGUUACGGCGAUUUGGUGGGCUCUAAAUAGAAGUGGCGUCCGUUUAUUUUAAAAACACUGCAUAAAGGAGCACCCAGCUGCGGAGCGGUGAGUGUACAGAUGGGGUAGCGCUGGUACCGAGCUACCUUAUUAGGCCGCAAGAACCUGUCUGCCGCACUAACUGUGCGGGACUGUUUGUGGCGGUCUCUAAAUAUGCUGAGCUGCACUUCCUUUCUGUACAAAGCGGAUUAUGUUUUGCACCUAGGGCUUUGAAGUACUCAACCCUGAAGGCAAUAUAACAAUCUAUGGGAAAUUUGGUCUGUAUGUGGAGUUAGGGUUUGGUGGUGUGACUGGUUCAAAACAGGCCAUUUGUGUUAUGGAUAUGUUUUGUACCCACUGUGGCUUUGUGCCAGCAGCUUACUAGAGGAGUGUUGCCUAAUCAUUGCUGCCUGCAUUUGCCUGCUCAACCUUUGCAGUAAGCGUUAAUGAUGUCAUAGUUCUUGCAUCAACCCCAAUGGUCAACAUUUGAUCCAGUCUAGACUGUUUUCCGCCCCCAAUUGCUGUCUAGAGUAAAAGUAUUCCUCUGUGUGUACGGUAUUGAACCUGAUGUGUCCCUACAGAGAAGGCAGUAUACUAGACCGAGGAGGCAGUAUACUAGUAAUAGGAGGCAGUAUACUAGAAACAGGAGGCAGUAUACUAGACAGAGGAGGCAGUAUACUAGACAAAGCCAUGGCAGAGGGAGGAGAGGGCUGCCACCAUUUCUCACCACUGGAGGAGGAGCUCAUCAGAGAGGUGGAGGAGGAGGAGGCCAGUGCCGAGGCUCAGAUACAGAGAGAGAAAGAAAUGGCCUCGCAGAAACUGUGGUGUGCCUUCCAAGACUCUGCCACCGCAGUCGCACACCUCUUCAGAGAUUGCCAGCAGCAAGCUGGACUUGCAGCCUGGGUCCCUUUCCAAGAUAGUGCCAGUGCAGUCACUCAGUUGUAUAAAGGUUCUCUGGAGGUGUGUCGACAGUGCGUGGAGUGUGGAGUGAAACACGGGCAGCGGAAGAGGACAAGGGACAUUGUGACGUGGCUCAAGAAAAAGAGAAGAGUCAUUCGCAGAGACGAGCUCCUCGCCUUUCUGCUGGACAAGCCUUACACACCCGACUCAACCCACUCACAACAUCUCUACUUCGGCAGUGAACAAUCGAGCGAUGGCCCACCCCACCACCAUUUCUCCCCUCCUCCCCCUUCUCCCUUCCCCUCUCACUCAUCAUCAUCAUCCCACCUCCAUCACCCUAGACCCCUCCCCUGUAUCGAUGGUUGCAACUUCCCACCCUCCGUACCAAUGGCGUCCCUACCAAUCCCUGUGACCUCUAGCCCCUGCUUUACUGGACAUCCCCCCGCACCUCGAGCCAGGUGGACUCUAUUAGGAAGAGACGAACAGGGGCUGCAAAACGACGGGGAAGUUUACAGCGGGAGAGAAGGAGGAGUAGGAGGAGGGGUUAGCGGUCGGAAGAGGCUCAGUUCAAGCUCUGCUGCUGGGAACUUCGAAUUUUCGCAAGAUUCGCCGCCCCUGGCAAAACGAAUGAAAAUUUGAGUUUCUCUUGCGCUUGUAUGCUUUUACUAGUAGUGUUAAAAGUUGUGGAAUACUGUGUUUUGUAUCACUGUAAUAAUCUUAUUCACACCAUGUUGCCUUACGCCUCUUGUAAACUCGAUGAAUAGCGACCCAAUGCGCUGGGUGGGGUGGACGAUUUCAUAGCGCCAUAAUUAGAUACAUUCCAUUGUGAAAAGUGGGAUGGGCUGGGCAGCUUUGGAAGAAAAGC
Molecule: messenger RNA, 1958 nt
Organism: Geodia barretti
Lineage: Eukaryota; Metazoa; Porifera; Demospongiae; Tetractinellida; Geodiidae
Source: the annotation of a GenBank genome assembly